Molecule: messenger RNA, 1762 nt
Organism: Lottia gigantea (owl limpet)
Lineage: Eukaryota; Metazoa; Mollusca; Gastropoda; Lottiidae
Exons: 5
Coding region: 89-571 (160 amino acids)
Biological process (GO): regulation of cell cycle
Cellular component (GO): nucleus; cytoplasm
Source: RefSeq, a predicted model, not a curated record
UAGUACUGUUCACACAUUAACUUGUACAAUAUUCUAACGGAUUUCUUUGUGUUUUAAUUUCUUUGUUUGGAUUAUACUAAUUCACAUCAUGACCUUUACUGAAUCUGGAGAAGUAGUCGGAAUGGAAAAAAUACAAAAAAGUAAAAAACCAAUUGGAGAAGUACUUCAAGAAUGUUUGUGGCAAGCUAUCGAUCACCAAAGGAUAACGUCUGGUGUUUUUGAAUGUGCAAAGCUGUUGCACUGCAAUCCAGAAAAUGUUAUGAUUUGUGUUUUACCAGAGGCUGAAAGUGAAAAUAUUUCAAUUCAUAUUCAGCAUACUUUAAUUGAGGCUUUCUGUUGGGAAAAUGACAUUCGAAUCUUGAAGGUAAAAAAUGCAUCUAGCCUGAGUAAAUGUUUGUACACUUUUCAAGAUGGCGACGAGAAAAGAAUCAUCCCUGACGAUCUAAGUUGUAUGCUGGUUGAAUAUCCUAAAGGCAGAUUAAGUGUAGAAGACGAAACUAUAUCAGAUUUUUAUGAAGAGAUGAUAGCAAGCGACAUUUUUCCUAAACCAGUUAUUGAACUUCCUGUAUGAAGAGUUCAUCUCAUCAUUUCAUCUUUAAAACCAAUAUGAUGGAUUUCCUUAAAUCCUUCAUCAAAUAAGAUUGACGGCAAGUCAGUGAUUAGAUAAACAGCACAAACAACCAAAAAACAUCCAUAACAUCGUCAUUGUGGAACAUUGAGAGAUUGAGAGGGAGGUGGGGUCUGACUGGACCAGCUAAAUGGUCGACGGUGGGAGAAAGCAGACGACACUUAAAUACUCAGAUGUUGAGGUUGAUGCUGAAGUUCUUAAUACCAUAUGAUAGUCAUGCGGAUUCAGACUGGAGUGAGGGACGCCUGCUACAGUGGCGUGGACUUUGACCAAACAGAAUGGAAUGGGUCAUUACUGGAUCUGCUAUUUGUUCAUUCAUUCAUUGGAGAGGUGGAAUAGACCUUCAUCUUUUUAAAGACGCUAAAGCUUUUAUAUUGUGAAGAAAAUACGACCAGAACUCAGUAAUCAGUAAUAUUGCUGCAGUGGAUUCUCAAAGUUGCAAAGGUGCAAUGGAUCUUUUACAAAAAGCAAAGAAAGACGGCCACUAAACCAACCGAAAUAACUUUUCUUUCACAAUACAGUGUGCCAAGUGGUUGUUUGGCGCCAAAAAAAGGCACCAAAGAUUUCCAGAAGUGAGACGUCUUAAAGAAGUGCAUCGGAAGUGCUUUGUGUAUGAUAGAACGUUUUUUUUUUCAGACUUAAGUUUUAGUAAACUUGAAAGCUUAUUAUAAUUUUUCCCACAUUUUAUUUCAUGUUGUUAUUUUCCUUUAUGAGUUAAAAAUUAUGACUUAACAAUUUCCUUAUACUGGGAGUACUUCGUGUGGUCCAAGUAGGAAAACUGGCACAUGUUGACUUUUAAUUAUUUCCGUCUUGGCUAGUCUUAUGUUUUUAACUACUUGUAGUUCAGUACCCUGGCAUACUUAUGUAAUGUUUGUCACAUUUUGGUCAUGAGUCACUCACAUGGGUUAAACAGCUGAUCGAAAGAAGUGGGAAUUUACGCGGAAUGUCAAUUUUUCCUGUUUACACUGAAUUCCAAAAUUUAUGAAAAGUUAGCAUAUUUUGGCGCGAGUAUUCAUAUUGAUUCAUGUAAACAACCAUCCUUCCCUAGAAUUAUUUAUCUUCGUUAGCAUUAUUUUAUAUUCAUCAAACAUUAGAAAAAUUGUGUAUUUUGUUCAAUAAAAUAUAGAAAAAUUA